This is a messenger RNA of Arachis stenosperma, 1408 nucleotides long. RefSeq names its product HVA22-like protein c. The coding region runs from base 162 to 722 and encodes 186 amino acids. The record is from RefSeq and is a predicted model, not a curated record. NCBI's taxonomy places the organism in Eukaryota, Viridiplantae, Streptophyta, Magnoliopsida, Fabales, Fabaceae. The transcript has 5 exons.
CUUUUUUAAAUUUACUUUUGUUUUUUCGUGUCACUCCUCUUCAAGACACUGUUCUUCCCUCUCUCUCUCCCCCACUCUCGGUCUAAACUCCAAACCCUCUUUCUCAGUUCAAAACCAACAACAGAGUGCAGAAAACGCACCAUCUCCAUUGCAGCACACACAUGGGGGCUUCUGAAAACAAUUUCCUCCACGUCAUUGCCAAGAACUUCGAUGUUCUUGCACUGCCCUUGGUUACCCUCGUUUACCCUUUAUAUGCUUCAAUCCAGGCCAUAGAGACCAGGUCAAUUGCUGAUGACCAACAAUGGCUCACAUAUUGGGUUCUCUAUUCUUUGAUAACUCUCUUUGAGCUCACUUUUGCCAAAGUUCUUGAAGUGCUUGCCAUAUGGCCCUAUGCCAAGUUGAUACUUAGUUGCUGGUUGGUUCUUCCACACUUUAAUGGCGCAGCGCAUGUUUAUAAGCAAUACAUUAGACCUUUCUAUAUGAACCCACAACUUCCGCACCUGCCGCAGAUGCCACGAACUUCUCACAUGUGGUAUGUUCCAAGAAAGAACAUAUUCAGCAAGCAAGACGAUGUUUUGACUGCGGCUGAGAGAUACAUGGAAGAGCAUGGAACAGAAGCCUUUGAAAGACUCAUAAGCAGGGAUAGAGAAGCUAGAGCAAGGCAUCAUGGAGCAUACACAAAUGGAAAUUACACAAUCUUCAAUGAUGAUUUUAUAUAUUAGACUUUGUUAACACAAAUUUCUCUCAUUUGUGGCAUUGUCAGUUGCAUAUAUUUUAGUAGUUGUAUAAUGGUAUGAGAUACAAACGCUUUUACUGACCUUAAUUUCCUUUACAUUAAUUUUUCAAUAGGCAUCUACCUAGUACAUUGAGAUAGCUUAAGUUCUUAUGCACAAGGUAUGUACUAUGUAGUGAUCUAAUUUUGUUAAGCUUUAUUUUUUUGUUCUCCUUUCUUAUCGAAGUAAAGUUCAGACAUGAGAUCGAUUUCCUAGUUCCUAGUACUCACCAGUGAAUUUCACUUUCUACUGAAACUCGGUGAAAGCCAGAGUUGAGAUACUAGAAGUUAAACAACUCCAUCACAGAACAAAUCAGAUUGAGACUAUGGUCUUUCUACUUAAUGCAAGAUUCAAAGAGUUCAAGCCAGAAUGCUGCCAUAAUAUAAGCAGAGAGGGUAUUCACUCUCUACUAUUAUAGCAUUCAGAAACUAUAACCUCACGUGGUGGGCAUGUGUCUGAACGGAGUUUGAAGCCAUGUAUUAUGGACAAUAUUCUCUUGGAGGGACCUUUAUGUGCAUAAUAUAAUAGCGCAGGCAGCAUCAGAUCCCAAAGAUGCCGCUACCGGCUAGCAUAGAAUUAUUUGUUUCAACAUUUUCCAUGUUGGUUUUCAAUAGCUGAAAAUUUUGUUGAAAUAU